Messenger RNA from Acanthamoeba castellanii str. Neff, 1290 nucleotides. RefSeq lists its product as uncharacterized. Gene Ontology annotation, molecular function: transcription coregulator activity. The annotation marks the transcript as partial. Gene Ontology annotation, cellular component: nucleus. Gene Ontology annotation, biological process: regulation of DNA-templated transcription. NCBI's taxonomy places the organism in Eukaryota, Discosea, Longamoebia, Acanthamoebidae. The record is from RefSeq and is a predicted model, not a curated record. The transcript is spliced from 7 exons.
GUGUGCGCCCUCGCCCUGUCCGGCCCGGCCCACCUCCGCCCGUUCGCUCAGCCCACGAUCUCCCUGCUCACGGAGACCUCGGCCGACCGAGGAGAGGAGCCGAGGCUUCCUGCCCUGUUCGAUCUUCCGGCCCUCCGCGUGUUGCCUCGGCUCGAAGCUGCGCUGGCCCAACUCGUGCCAGCUGCCACUCCGCCUCCUCCUUCUCCUGCCGGCGGAGAUGCUGAUGAUGCUCCUCCGCCUCGUGUCGGCGGCGCCGGCCCGCCUCUUGCGGGCAGGGACGAGGGACUGUCUCUCGUGCACGCGCGAGUCCAGUCCCUCCUGGCGCCUACUCCGCCGCAGUUCGACCCGGCCUUGGCCCUCGCCUUCCCGCUCCACUCCUCCCGGCGCCUUUUCACCCCUGCCGAGGACAGGCUGCUCGCGAUUGGGCUUGAGCGGUUUGGGAGGCGGGGACUCGCGCAGGUGCACGAGCAAUACCUGUCCACCAAGACCUUCAACCAGGUCCACAACCGCUACAAACACCUCACCCUCGCGUCCACCACCUGGAACCCCGUCAAGGCGGUGCGGGCGGGCUGGCAGUGGGUCGAAGGUGCCCAGCUCAGCGGUGACGAGCAGCUGCUGGUGCGGGAGGGCAUUGCCGCGUACGGCUACCAAUGGGAGCAGAUCUCGCGCCACCUCCUGCCACACCGCGCUCCCGCGCGCCUGCAGAAGCUCUGGACGGAUCUCCACGCCUCACCCGAUCCCUCCUCCCUGCUCUCGCCCUCACCAUGUGGUCCUCUCUCGAGAGGGGACCAGGGCGCACCCACCUACAUCGUGUACUGUCCCAUGGGCCUGGUGCCCACCAUUUCCAUGGCCGGACAUCUUCCGGCCAUGGCCCCGUGCGGCGGCGACGACCCUCGUGCCUGCGACCUCGCGCCAGCUGCCCGCCCGUGGUGCGGUGAUGGCGGCGGCGACAUCGUCGCGGGCAAAGCGCCGGCGAGUGGAAGGCUCAGGAGCGGAGCGAUCGAGCAGCCGCCGCCGCAGCAUUUCGACCAAGAGGAGCUCUCCGAUUCUGAUUCGGAAGAAGUGGACGACGAAGCCGAGGCUCCCCCCGCUCUCCCUGCGCUCCCGUCUUCGUCGCCCUCCUCCCAGACGAGUCUCGCCUCGCUGCUCCCCGCCGACGUACGUCGCCACCACCCGCCACCGCAUUUUUUCUAUUUUCUAUUUUCUAUUUUCUCCAAUCCCUUCGUCCCGGUGCGUACAGAUGUUCGAGACCGUAUGCCUCUCGGACUCAGGCUCGGACUCGGAGGAUGA